Phymastichus coffea is the source of this 1704-nucleotide messenger RNA. It is a transcript of the gene Rsph1, whose product is annotated as radial spoke head 1 homolog. The record is from RefSeq and is a predicted model, not a curated record. The transcript is spliced from 8 exons. NCBI's taxonomy places the organism in Eukaryota, Metazoa, Arthropoda, Insecta, Hymenoptera, Eulophidae. Bases 262 to 1197 code for a protein of 311 amino acids. Gene Ontology annotation, biological process: spermatid development; axoneme assembly. Gene Ontology annotation, cellular component: nucleus; motile cilium.
UGCAUAUAUGAUGUUUAUUGGAUGAAUGUCAAUGAUCAUACCCUAAAUAAAUGAUUUUUGUAGGAUCUUGUACGGUCAGUAAAAUUCAAUAAGGCAUCAGCUUUUAAAGAAUUUUAUUGAAAUUCUUUACUAUCAAAUACUGGCAGUGUAAGUUCUGCAUUUAAGGCGCGUCAAGGAAAUUUAUUAUUGGACUUUCAAAAUGCAUCGCAGUAAGCUCAUUCAAAUCUGAGAUAAUAGUGUUUGCCCAACUUGAUCAGAAACAUGAGCGAAGAAGAAUCAUACGAGGAAAUUGAAUCAGGCAGAAGCGUCAUUGAAAAUCCUUUGGGACUAUACGAGGGUGAACGAAACUUGGCUGGCGAUCGUCAUGGAAAUGGUAAAGCAUUGCUACCCAACGGCGACAUGUACUCGGGUCAUUAUUGCCAAGGAUUACGUCAAGGCCACGGCACCUACGUAUUCGCAAAGUCAGGCGCUAGAUACGAAGGCGAAUGGCGCCGCAACUCCAAACACGGGUGCGGAAGCUUCAUUUAUCCCGAUGGCACUCGAUACGAAGGCGAAUGGAAGCGCGACAUGAGGCAUGGCAUCGGUGCUUAUUAUUAUCGCAACGGCGACGUUUACAAGGGUAGUUGGAAACGUGGCUACCGUCACGGAUUGGGUACUUACACUUAUGCAGCGACAGGCUCGAAAUUCUACGGCAACUGGAUCGUCGAUCGCAUGCACGGCGCUGGCCAACUUAUUCAUUCGAAGCAUCGCUUUCAUGGAUUUUGGGACACGAAUUUGCCAGUUGGGCGUGGUUGUUACAUUUUUGAAGACGGGAGUAUGCAGCACGGCUAUUACGCGUUGAUUAGCGUGGAUCCGGUCCGUGAGGAAACGACAGCUUCGCGGGAGGCGAGCGUCGGGGAAGAUACUUGCGCGGAAGAGGCUGCCGAGAAGAUAAUGACCGAGAAGAAGGAGAUGAAACCAGUUCCAUUGAGGACAGGUAUAAUCCCGGUAUGGCGGGCUAGGUGUGUCACUGCCUACUUUCCGGAACUGCUACCGCCCGAACCCAAGCCGUUGCCUGAGACGGAUUCUUUGGAGUCGUUGAGCGACGUCUGCGAGGACGACGAGCCAUGCAAAAUAAAAUAUCUGAAGAGAGAAGUUCUCGAGUCGUACGAGGGCGAGACGGAGGAUGAAAAUGACAAGUAUGAUUACGAACUAUAGGUGCUCACGUAGCUGCCGGGUACUUUUCCAGUCCAACGACCAAGCUGCAUUUUGGGUCUGUAUAGAGAAACUUUGACCAGCCCGCUCAUCUAUGCCUUUUUUUUACGAUGAUAGCAGGUUCAUGCGGAAACCUUUUCAUCUCUCAACUCAUUCAUGAAAUACAUAAAUUACUGUAUCGAAAUUUGCUUUCACUUUAUUAAUAUAUGUGUGAAUCAAUUUUUAAUCAACAAUAUCUAUUAAAAUUUUUAUUUGCAGCAUAGAGAGUGUAAACAUACAGCCACGGAUAUUUUUUUGCAAAAGCCAUAUUUCUGUGCUUUGACAGUAAUUAAAAAUAAUUACAAAUACUUACCUUGUGAAAAUGUAAUAGCAAUCCUGUGUAGAUUCGAAUAUUUACCAAACGUUUUUAUCUACUUUCUAAAAAAAUAUAACCCCACUGCAAAAAUGUUUUUGCGUUAAGGAAAAAAACAAUAAAUUAUUGAAAUGUUUUAUGACGAUUAUUUAGAAUGA